CUUGGGUAUACUAUACCAAGUACGUUACGCCAGUCCGAACAACAGAAAGAUUCUUCCGCAGAGAUACUUCCGAAAGGACAGACACUGUGCAAUCUCACCUAAUCCACCUGCAUCUCCAACCGUUCAGGAAAAGCCACCGUACACCUUACCCACCACAAACUGCGUGGGUCCCCUAGACCACCGUCACGGCCCGUUUGCGAUUUUUUUUCGGAAGUUUCACAUUUCGAAACGUCCUCCCCUGCCACUCGACUCGAAACCGAAAUUCGGAUAGCGCCUUGUUAUCUAUCCGAUAUCCCAGCACACUACACCACUUUCUUCCCACGCCGGCACCAUGGACACCCUAACCCCCCUGAACACAUCGGACACCCCUCUUCCUACCCCCGGCACACCAACCCAACCACCCCUCCUCAACUACAUCCUCUCCUUCCUCCUCGUCGGGCUUGCCUGGGGUUUCACUACCCCCUUCCUGCGGCGGGCCGCCAAGACGCAUAACCCCCCACCUCACCCGCUUCUGGAGCGAGAAUCAGUGCAAAGGAGCGUGGUGAAGAGAAGCAUACUUGGGGUUUGGUUCGCGGUGACGGACCUGAUCAAGAACUGGAGGUAUGCGUUGCCGUUGGGGAUUAAUUUGAGUGGGAGUUUGUGGUUCUUUUUGUUGGUUGGGGGGUCAGAGUUGAGUUUGACGGUGCCGAUUGUCAACACGACGGCUUUUUUGUUUACGGUUAUUGGCGAGUGGUGGGUGGAGGGUAAGGUUAUUAGUCGUGAUACAAUGCUGGGAAUGCUCUUGUGUUUGGGCGGUAUUGCGCUUUGUGUUCAGAGCAAGAACGUGUGAGCGUUGGCGUUUUAGAGAAUUGGAUGUCUAGGUACAAGUUUUGGAUAGAUGUGUUUUCCUGUAUGGCUAGGCGUACGGUUGAUGAUUCUUUGGAGGUCUACUUCCCUUGGAGUUUCCUCUUCCGUGACUGCAUUGUCAUGGAGAUGACCAAAUGCAUGAUAUGAUAUAUCGACACAGUCAACUUCAAGGCCAUAUCGGAUAGAAUGCGCUUGAAAUCAUCUCCAGUCUCCAUUCUUUCCCCUUGAAUAUACUCACAUGUC
This is a messenger RNA of Neurospora tetrasperma FGSC 2508, 1089 nucleotides long. RefSeq lists its product as uncharacterized. Bases 332 to 829 code for a protein of 165 amino acids. The record is from RefSeq and is a predicted model, not a curated record. The transcript is spliced from 3 exons. Lineage: Eukaryota; Fungi; Ascomycota; Sordariomycetes; Sordariales; Sordariaceae.